UUCCAUUCAGUUCAGUGUUAGCCGUGCUUCGGAACGGCAAAAUUUGAUUGAGAAGAUAUCUACAAGAGACAGCAGUGGUACACAGUUAUAUCGGGAUAAGGAAUUCCAUAUAACACAUUGGGAUUAACAGUGCAAAAGGAUAAUUGUGCAAAGUGAAAACAGAAAAUGUCGGCUGCCACAGAGACAGUGCAAGAGGCCAUUACACAGGCAUCGGCCAGCGGUGGCUUGGGUGCCUUGUGGACCUCAUUGAUUGGUGUGGUGGUGAUUGCAGCCUUGUACGAGUACUGGCGUCGCAGCUCGCGUGAAUAUCGCAUGACCAAGAAUAUACCCAGUCCGCCAGAGGUACCCGUUUUGGGUAAUGCACAUUUGGUGUUCGGCUGUUCGAAUGCAGAGGUUGUGGCCAAGGGUAAUGCCUACUUGGAACAGUUAGGUGAAACAUUGCGUGCUACGUUGGGUCAUGUGCUCGUGAUAUUCCUCACCAACCCCAAUGAUAUUGAGAUCAUUUUGAGCAGCAAUAAUCAUUUGGAUAAAUCGGAAGAGUACCGUUACUUUAAACCAUGGUUCGGCGAUGGUUUGCUCAUUAGCAGCGGCAAUCACUGGCGUCACCAUCGCAAAAUGAUUGCACCGACAUUCCAUCAGAGCAUUUUGAAGAGUUUCGUACCAACUUUUGUGCAACACUCCAAGAAUGUUGUGGAACGUAUGGCUAAGGAGGUGGGUAAAGAAUUCGACAUACACGAUUAUAUGUCACAAACCACUGUGGAGAUCUUGCUCAGCACCGCUAUGGGUGUGAAGAAGGUACCGGAAGGUAAUAAGAGUUUCGAGUAUGCCAAGGCCGUCGUAGAUAUGUGCGAUAUCAUACACAAGCGACAAGUGAAAGUGUUGUAUCGUUUGGAUUCCAUCUACAACAUGACGAAAAUGCGUCAAAAGGGCGAUAAGAUGAUGAACAUUAUCUUGGGCAUGACCAAACGUGUUGUUAUGGAUCGCAAGGCAAACUACAAUGCGGAGGGUAAUGCCAUUGUUGAAGAGAUCGAUGAGUCAGCAAAGAAAGCAGCUGCUAAGAAGGUCGAUGGACUGCGUGACGAUUUGGAUGAUAUCGAUGAGAAUGAUGUGGGCGCUAAACGUCGGCUGGCGCUAUUGGACGCAAUGGUAGAGAUGGCUAAGAACCCUGAGAUCGAGUGGAACGAGAAAGAUAUUAUGGAUGAGGUGAACACGAUUAUGUUUGAGGGUCACGAUACUACUUCUGCGGGUUCCAGUUUCGCGCUCUGCAUGAUGGGCAUGCAUAAGGAUGUGCAAGAGAAAGUCUUAGCCGAACAGAAGGCUAUCUUUGGUGAUAAUUUCUUGCGUGACUGCACCUUCAACGAUACCAUGGAGAUGAAAUAUUUGGAACGUGUCAUUAUGGAGACACUACGCAUGUACCCACCAGUACCGUUGAUUGCGCGUCGCGUCGACAGCGAUGUGAAAUUGGCAUCUGGUCCGUAUGUUGUGCCAAAGGGCACCACUGUGGUGGUACUGCAAUAUCGCGUACACCGACGCCCCGAUAUUUAUGCCAAUCCUGAUAAGUUCGAUCCCGACAACUUCUUGCCCGAACGCAUGGCCAAACGUCACUACUACAGUUUCAUUCCGUUCAGCGCCGGUCCACGUAGUUGUGUUGGUCGUAAAUAUGCCAUGUUGAAGCUGAAGGUGUUGCUCUCCACCAUCAUUCGUAAUUACACGAUACACUGCAAUGAGACCGAGGCCGAUUGGAAGUUGCAGGCCGAUAUCAUUUUGAAACUGGAAAAUGGUUUCAAUGUGGUGCUGCAGAAACGUCAACCGGUUGUGGCGUAAAUGGGUGAUGAAGAAUUCUAAUUUCUUUACUUCUUCUUAAUUUUUGAUCUAAUACCUAUGACGAAUUAAAUUAUAAUUAGUUUUGUAAGAGAGCACAUGUUUUUGCGAUUAUUUUAAGUAGUCCACCUCCCGAGAGAAAUAUAUUUUCAGAUAAGCCAAAUUUUUUGAGAACCGAGGCGGCGUAAAGGUCGUGAGGAACCGUUAGGAAAUGAAGCCAAUUGUGAUCAAUGAAAUUAAACGAUUUUUUUUUAUGUGGAGAAGGCUUAUCAAAUUUGCACUUAAUAUUUUUAAUCCAAACAAAUUCACAAAUUAACUAACUAACCCUAGUGUUAAGUGUGGAGAGUCAAAACUAACCAAAAACAAUUAGUAUAAUAAAAAGCAAGCGCAGUAGAAAGCUGAAAAAAUGGAAA
Bactrocera neohumeralis is the source of this 2234-nucleotide messenger RNA. Its product is annotated as cytochrome P450 4g1-like. Gene Ontology annotation, molecular function: iron ion binding; heme binding; oxidoreductase activity, acting on paired donors, with incorporation or reduction of molecular oxygen. Lineage: Eukaryota; Metazoa; Arthropoda; Insecta; Diptera; Tephritidae. Bases 166 to 1824 code for a protein of 552 amino acids. The transcript is spliced from 3 exons. The record is from RefSeq and is a predicted model, not a curated record.